Messenger RNA from Radiomyces spectabilis, 1281 nucleotides. RefSeq names its product kinase-like domain-containing protein. The transcript is spliced from 7 exons. Gene Ontology annotation, cellular component: cytoplasm; plasma membrane; nucleus. The record is from RefSeq and is a predicted model, not a curated record. Bases 1 to 1281 code for a protein of 426 amino acids. Gene Ontology annotation, molecular function: ATP binding; protein serine/threonine kinase activity. Gene Ontology annotation, biological process: protein phosphorylation. NCBI's taxonomy places the organism in Eukaryota, Fungi, Mucoromycota, Mucoromycetes, Mucorales, Radiomycetaceae.
AUGCUUCCUUCACAAACCCUACGUCGGGCAAUAUCAACUCCAGAUACCCAAACUGCUUUUAAGAAUGGUCAGCCAACACCAUGGUCUUCACGAUCGCCAUCUCUUACACCCGCACCGACUAAAAAAUCGUAUUCGUCGUCCUAUGCUAUACCAAAACAGGACGCCAAAGUUGGUCCUAGUGAUUUCUCCAAAAUUCGUCUUCUUGGCAAAGGAGAUGUAGGAAAAGUCUACCUGGUAAAGCAGACAACAUCUGGUCAGCUUUAUGCUCUGAAAGUGUUAUCGAAGAAAGAAAUGAUUCGACGUAACAAAAUCAAACGAGCCCUGGCUGAACAGGCUAUUCUUUCAACUGCAAAUCAUCCAUUCAUUGUGCCGUUAUAUCAUUCUUUUCAAAGCAAGGACCAUCUGUACUUUUGUCUAGAAUUCUGUGUAGGAGGAGAGUUCUUUCGAGCCCUUCAGCAGCGCCCAGGCCGCGUACUGAAAGAACAUGAAGCUCGAUUUUACGCGGCUGAAGUGAUCGCCGCUUUGGAAUACCUGCAUCUAAUGGGGAUCGUUUUCCGUGACCUUAAACCAGAGAACAUCUUGCUUCAUGAAUCAGGGCAUCUUAUGUUGUCUGAUUUUGAUCUAUCAAUUCAAUCUCCUGCAGCCGCACCACCCACCAUCGUGCGAGCAAUUUCUCCGUUUUCGCAGCAGCAUUUGCUGGACACUCGCUCCUGCACCAAUCUCCGUACCAAUUCCUUUGUUGGCACUGAAGAAUAUCUUGCUCCGGAAGUGAUUCGUGGGCAUGGGCAUACAAGUACUGUCGACUGGUGGACCCUUGGUAUUCUCAUAUUCGAGAUGCUGUAUGGGUACACUCCGUUCAAAGGCAAUACGCGAAACGAUACAUUCGAAUUGAUACUUCAUCAAAAUCUACAGUUUCCAGAUUUUUCGAUGAAUCCAUAUUAUAGUGGGCCUGAAAUUACGACCCGAUGCAAAUCUGUCAUGCGAAAACUACUGCAUAAAAAUGAGAAGAAACGGUUAGGAGCUCGUGCAGGCGCGAGCGAAGUGAAGUCUCACCCGUUUUUCCGAUCUGUCAAUUUCGCAUUGCUAAGGCAUAUGCGACCGCCCAUCAUUCCCACGCGUGGCAAAGCCAUCGAUGCCAUUCAUUUCAAGGAUAUGAAAGAGAGCGUCAGCCUUGAUCUUCAGAAUGCGAUACCGUCUCCUCCAGUCACUGACGAUGAUGACGAUGGAAAGCUGGAAAAUCAAAAGGAUGAUCCGUUUUCAAAGUUUGAUUCUGGUACGUGA